Messenger RNA from Botrytis cinerea B05.10, 1852 nucleotides. RefSeq names its product Bcdao6 (gene Bcdao6). The transcript has 2 exons. The record is from RefSeq and is a predicted model, not a curated record. Gene Ontology annotation, molecular function: oxidoreductase activity. NCBI's taxonomy places the organism in Eukaryota, Fungi, Ascomycota, Leotiomycetes, Helotiales, Sclerotiniaceae. Gene Ontology annotation, cellular component: cytoplasm. The coding region runs from base 215 to 1759 and encodes 514 amino acids.
GUUGAAUAUUGAAACGUUCUUGAAUUAGAAAACGUUCAUAAAGUAUAACGCCAACAUAGCAAUUUUGUCUUAUCUGCAGAUUUGUUCAGCAUAUUUGUUACAACUACGAAUCUCGCAGCAAACGCCACGGCGGCUUAGGCAUUCAAGACUGCUUAACGUUUCAUUCUUCCAAGGCUUCUCCAAUUCAAAUUCUACAAAUCAGCCUUACAAAAUCAUGUCAUUCAUCGUCCCUCAACUUGGUAGUUCACACAUACCACUGACAGUAAGACAAGAAGCUCUUGACCGAGUAUUCGCAGAUCCUGGAAUUCCAGAUGCAGUUCAUUCAACAAAGUCAUUUUGGAUGAAAGAACCGCAUCCCGAUGUUGCUAGUGUACAGUCAGAGCACCUAUCAGAAUUUGCAGAUUAUGUCAUUAUCGGUUCUGGAAUUACUGGUGCCUCUGUCGCACAAGCUUUGUUGGAGGGUCUCGCAACGGCCAGUCCAUUAGAAGUUCAAUCUUCGCCGCAUCCAAAAGUGAUCAUGCUAGAAGCUCGAGACAGCUGUAGUGGUGCCACGGGAAGGAAUGGCGGGCACAUUUUAGAAACCGGUGAGGAGUAUACCGUGCUCAAAGAACGUUUGGGUAAAGAGGAAGCCACUAAAAUUCAUAAACUGCGCAUGUCCCAUCUUGAAGCGCUAAUCAAAAGUGCGGAAGAUUUGGGAUUGACUGAAGAGACACAAGUGCGCAAAGUACGUUUUCUAAGUGUGUAUUUUCACCAAGAAGCUUGGGAAGAUGUUCGGAAAGAUAUAGAGCUUUUUAUGGCCGAGAUGCCGGAUGACUCCAAGGGAUGGGGUUUUAUCGAAACCAAUGAAUUAGCAAAGGACUUUGGAAUCCCAAAUGCUGCUGGUGCAGUGACCGGCAUUGCAGGCGCCAUGUGGCCCUACAAAUUUGUCACUGGAAUUCUAGCGCAUUUACGAAAACAGUUCGCAUCAGACUUCCUCCUCGAAACAAACACUAGCGUUUCAGAGAUCCGCGGAAGCAAUGACUACUACGAAGUCAUGACCCCAAGAGGAACCAUCAAAACCAAACACGUGAUCCACUGCACCAAUGCUCACAUCGGGCAUCUCGUCCCCGGCAUCAAAGGCUGCAUAUUCCCCAUCGUCGGGCAAAUGUCCGCACAACCCCCCGGAGAUAGAUUCAAGCCCCAAAGCGACCACUCCUGGAUCUUCAACUACGAUCGCGGAUUCGACUAUCUGACCCAACUUCCCGUCACCUCGGCCUCCAGCGGUGAAAUGAUGAUGGGCGGUGGAUAUGCUCAGACUCAGGGAGGCGGAAUCCACGAGACGGGCAUCAGUAAAGAUGCAGAAUUAAACAUGUAUGCGAACAUCCAUCUCCGCGGCGUUCUCGGCGCGGUUUUCGCACCAGAGAACUGGGGCACCGUGAAAGAACCAGCCGUGACGGCAAUGUGGACAGGCAAUAUGGGAUUCAGCACAGAUGGUUUACCAUGGGUAGGCAAAUUACCCGCGUCUCUAACAGAGAGGACCACAACGACCGGGCAAGGAGCCGAGUGGGCGGCGGCGGCCUUUUCCGGCGAGGGAAUGGUUCACGCGUGGUUAUCGGGGAAGGCGCUGGCGGAAAUGAUACAGUCGUAUGAUGCGCGUGCAAGUGGAGUUGCGACGGUUCCGGAGUGGUUUCCAGAUGCCAUGGUGAUUUCGGAGAAGCGAUUGGCGACUUCGAGAUUAGCAAGGGAUGCGCAGGCGGAGUUGGAACGCGCUGUUUUGUGAGCGGUGGUACAUGAUGUAUGAUGUAUGAGCUACGUCUCUGCAUAGCUAUUCCACAAUGUGAUAUCUAUCGUUUCCAUAAUGACCUUUUUAUCA